Messenger RNA from Closterium sp. Naga37s-1, 2802 nucleotides. The record is from the annotation of a GenBank genome assembly. NCBI's taxonomy places the organism in Eukaryota, Viridiplantae, Streptophyta, Zygnematophyceae, Desmidiales, Closteriaceae.
AUGAAGGGCGCGCUCGUGUACGGCUCAAAACUGAGCCCCGCGAAGAAGCUUAUAGCGGGUACUUGCCGGGCGCAGCUGCGGAGCGCGUUGCAGCAAUGGGCGGUGGAGGCGAGGCGGAGAGAAGCAGAGGAGGCUGAUGACGCCAGCAGCUCUAGCAGCAGCAGCACACAGGUGCUACCUGGAUCACACGGGGGGGAGGCUUUAUCUGGUGAGGCUGCACCUGGGGAGGGUGGCAGGCCCAGCGCGGACGCUACAGCCCCCGGUGCGGGGCAGCUGUACUCGCAGCGGUGGCGGCGGGGGGUGUUGGCGGGCGCCGCCAGCAGCGCAUACGUGCGGCGCGCUGUGGGCCGGAACGUGACGUCGCUGGCACGGAUCGCGGCGGGGGUGGACGCGGUGUGCGGGGGUGUGCGCGCCGUGGAGGCCGCGCUCGCUGCUGCGGGGGGCUGCGCUGCUUCCGCCGACUGUGGGCUGCGCGGGGACUGUGGUGCUGGCGGGGGCUGUGAGGGCACUGGGAAUGUGCAUGGGCCCGGGAGCGACUCGGUUGAGAGCAGGGCGGACAGCAGCAGCGCUGUGAGCGGUAGCGGUGCCACGUGGCCUGAGGCGUGCUGGCCCGUGCCGCACAUGCCCUUCAACAAGGCAGCGCCGGCCCCAAGCAGCAAGUAUCUGGUGUUCGCCUAUUCGGACGAGCAGCUGUCCAACUCGCGAUCGCACCUCGUGGAGGCGGCCCGCAUCGCCCACGCCACCAACCGCAUCCUCGUGCUGCCCAAGGGCAGUCGCAGCCAUCUCUCGGUAGCACUCUCGCUGCCCUUCUGCGCCUACUUCGACCUCUCCCACUUUGACUCCGCCUCCUGGGUGUCACCGGACCUCUUCCUGCUCAUGGCGCGAGCAGCUCUCUCCGCGCCCUCAGUGGGCUUCAUGCUGCUGCAGUCCGCCUACAUGCGCAAGCAACCCUUCAUGCACCAGCCAGUGGCGGCAAUGCUAGGCGAGCUGGCGGUGUACGGCAUGGGGCACGUGCCUAAUACAGGCAACGCGAUUGAUGUCACCAUGCCUGCUACCAGUGACGCCGUGCUCGCCCGCUUGCACGCAUGGCAGCACAAGCAAGUGGUGGUGUGGGUGAAGGACACGUGGGAGAGGAUAGCCUUUGAGCCCCAGACGGACCUCCUAUCCUUCCAGAUGCUACCCUACAGCCGCCCCUGGCACGCCAUGGCGCAUGCCGUCAUGGCCCACCUGCCCCCGCGCUUCAUUGCUGUUCACCUCCGCUCCGAGUUCAUCGCCUUCCGACUCGUGAGUGCCUUGCGUGCCAUGCCACCUAAUUACGUCCUUAUCCUCUUCUCCUCCCUUCCCUGCUCUCCUCCUGCACCCCCCUCUCUACCCCUACCCUCCUCUCCUCCUCUCCUCCUCUCCUCCUCUCCUCAUCUCAAGAAGGACGGUACGCGGGCCAACGCAACGAUGCUAGAGGAGGUGAUGACGGGGUGUGUGCGCGCGGCACGGGGCCUCAUACAGCAGGCGCAGCGGGACACACACACCACCGCGGUCUUUAUCGCAGCUGAUGUGCCUUUCACUGCCUCUUCCCCCUUCAUCUCCCCCACACAGGCGCAGAGGCUGAAGAGGGACGGCAGGCAGGCCAACGCAAGCAUGCUAGAGGACAUGAUGACGGGGUGUGUGCGGGCAGCACGGAUGUGUCACCAUCCCACCCCCAUCCCCAUACCCUCUAUUCUCCUCUCUUCCUCCCCCUCCAUUACCCCCACACAGGCGCAGAGGCUGAAGAGGGACGGCAGGCAGGCCAACGCGAGCAUGCUAGAGGACAUGAUGACGGGGUGUGUGCGGGCGGCACGGGACCUCAUAGAGCAAGCGCAGCGGGACACGCACACCACCUCGGUCUUUAUUGCCGCAGACGUGCCCUUCACAGCCCGCCCGCGCACACCACGGGCGGGCGCUGACCAGGCGAGAGCCACGCUGAGGGGAGGCAAACCCGGGGGAGGCGAGGCUGGGGAAGGAGGGGGGGAGCAGGAGGGAGGGGAGCAGGCGGGAGGCGGGCAGGGUGCAGGAGAGCAGGAGGUGGUGCGGUCGGACUCGUGGGCAACCACGACUUGGAGCUUUGGGGACGGGGAGAGGGUGAGGGCGGCACCGAGGGACAGCCUGCGGUGGCUGAGGGAGAGCGUGAAGGGCACUGUGAUGCUGGACGAGGUGCUCCCAGAGGUCAACCGGUACGAUCCCGGUGAGUGCAGAGCGGUGCAGAGUGGCGUGUGCGCAUCACGAGUGCUCCCUGCAUUGCUCGCUCUUUUUUCCCUCCCCUUUUCCUCAUCCGUCCCUCUCCCUCACCUGCCCCUCUCUCUCGUCUCCCUCUCUCGCAUCCGCCCUUGGGAACGCAGCUACUCCACCAUCCCGUGUGUUCCACCCGGCCUUCAGCUUUCCUUGCUCGUCUUCCCCUCUCCCCAUGCAGGCAUCGUGGCGAUAGUGGACAAGCUGGUGUUUGCACGCACACGUGUUCCUGGCAGGCUCUAUCCCCUGUGGGGGGGUGCAGGGCCUAAAGAGGCACAUCAGCCUCCUCUGGUGUCUUUCCCUUCCCUUUCCCUGUUCCUCACCCGCCUCCCCCCCUCACCACGAGCAGGCAUCGUGGCGAUAGUGGACAAGCUGGUGUGUGCGCACGCACACGUGUUCCUGGCGGGAUCGAUCCCCUGUGGGGGCGGGCGCGGCUUUGAGGCCGAUAUCAACAACCACCGCUCGCACCUCAACCACCCGCCCUCGUCCCGCAAGCGGUGGUCCACCGAUGCAACCACGUACCUCAACACACUGGUCUGA